Molecule: messenger RNA, 1284 nt
Organism: Penicillium samsonianum
Lineage: Eukaryota; Fungi; Ascomycota; Eurotiomycetes; Eurotiales; Aspergillaceae
Exons: 4
Coding region: 1-1284 (427 amino acids)
Biological process (GO): spliceosomal complex assembly; regulation of mRNA processing; protein phosphorylation
Molecular function (GO): ATP binding; protein kinase activity
Source: RefSeq, a predicted model, not a curated record
AUGGCAAUUGCCUGGGCACUAUCGAGACGUUCUGUCCCCUUGAGGAACAUCUCACGACUUUGCAUUUUCUCCAAGUCCAUAUGUACCCACCCAGACAAGAGUCCGAUCGACCAGCCCCUUUAUUUUUCCCCCGUUGAUUCAGAGCCACUUCAUCGCUACCGCCAAGGCGACUACCACCCAGUCACCUUGGGUGAUUACCUGAAAUCUGGAAGGUACAAGGUGCUGCAUAAACUAGGAUGGGGAGGCUACUCGACAGUGUGGGCGGCCAGAGAUCAAAGGGAUGAUGUUUAUGUUGCUGUCAAAGUUUGUGUUGCAGAAAAGGACCAUGGUGGGGAGACGCGAGAGCUCCAAACUCUGAAGAAUUUGGGAUCCCAUCACCUUCGUCUAAAAUAUACGGUGCACCUGCUUGAUACCUUCGAUCUGAGAGGCCCAAAUGGAUCUCAUAAUUGCCUGGUAUAUGAGCUUUUGGGAUCUAACAUUCCGGACACAAUUGAUGCACACUUCCCCGGCGGGAGACUCCCUGGGAAACUAACGAAACUCAUUGCGAAGCAAAGUCUUAUCGGACUUGAUUGCUUACACCAACAUAAUAUUGCACAUGGAGAUUUGCAUACUCGCAAUUUAGCCUUUACUAUGCCUUGCAUGGACAAUGUAACCGAAGAGAAGUUCAUGGAGAAGCUAGGAAAGCCAGACAUUGGCUAUGUCCGAAGGCGUGACGGGAAAGACCUAGAGCCUGGAAUACCUGAGUAUAUCAUUAGGCCUACCUCAUAUCGGGCGUAUUGUUGGCAUUCGGUCCAGUCGAUCAAAAUAAUCGACUUCAGUGAAUCAUUUUUACGCUCUACAAUCCCCCAGACACUGCACACCCCUUUGCCUAUUCGGGCACCGGAAGUUAUAUUUCAAGAUCGCAUUGAUUAUCGUGUUGACCUAUGGAGUUUGGGAUGCAUGCUCUUUGAACUUUUCGUGGGACAGCCGCCUUUCGAUACCUUCUUGAUAACACCCACUAUCCUCGUUAGCCAGAUGCGAGAGAUGGCAAGUGAUGACUUACCUGAAAGAUGGCACGAGAUAUGGGAGACGAUGAAAGCAGAUAACGGUGAACCCACAGAAAGCACCGUGCCCAAUUUACAAGAAUGGCUGGAAGAAUUGUAUUUCGAUAGCCCGCAGAGUCCCGAUCUCACCAGAGAGGAUAUCUCGAGGCUAGGGCAAAUCAUUGGAAGGUUAUUGAUGUUUGAGCCGUCAGCGAGAGCUUCAGCAAGACAAGUUUUGGAUGACCCUUGGUUUGAUCAGUAA